Helicoverpa zea (corn earworm) is the source of this 2249-nucleotide messenger RNA. RefSeq names its product tyrosine 3-monooxygenase (gene ple). Gene Ontology annotation, cellular component: cytoplasm; perikaryon; axon. The transcript is spliced from 8 exons. The coding region runs from base 185 to 1870 and encodes 561 amino acids. The record is from RefSeq and is a predicted model, not a curated record. Gene Ontology annotation, biological process: dopamine biosynthetic process from tyrosine. Gene Ontology annotation, molecular function: tyrosine 3-monooxygenase activity; iron ion binding. NCBI's taxonomy places the organism in Eukaryota, Metazoa, Arthropoda, Insecta, Lepidoptera, Noctuidae.
AUGCAUUGGUCUGUUUGCAAUCCAAAGUUUAGUUAGCUAUAGUAAUACGACAGCUCGAGUCGCAGACAGACAGGCACAAAGCCCGUGGUCGAGACAAAAAGCUCUCGCAGACAAUACGCUAGCUAAUCGCGCAGUGAACCCUCGUUCAGGCCCUUCAAAUACCAGUGGUGUGUCGUGAGAAGCCAUGGCCGUCGCAGCUGCCCAGAAGAACCGUGAAAUGUUCGCCAUCAAGAAGUCGUACAGCAUCGAGAACGGUUAUCCGUCUCGUCGCCGCUCGCUCGUAGACGACGCCAGGUUCGAAACCCUGGUUGUAAAACAGACCAAACAAAGCGUUUUGGAAGAGGCUCGCGCCCGAGCCAAUGACUCUGGCUUGGAAUCCGAUUUUAUCCAAGACGGGAUUCAUAUUGGCAAUGGUGACAACUCCCCGACUGUCGAAGAUGGCACCCAACAAGACGAUACUAAGAAUGGUCACCUCGCUGAUGCUGAUAUUGGUGAUGACGCCGGAAAAACGGACGAGGAUUAUACUCUGACCGAAGAGGAGGUGAUCCUGCAGAACGCUGCGAGUGAGUCUCCCGAGGCAGAGCAGGCGAUUCAACAAGCCGCGCUGCUACUGCGCAUGCGAGAUGGAAUGGGCUCUCUAGCGCGCAUCCUCAAGACCAUCGACAACUACAAGGGAUGUGUGCAGCAUCUCGAAACCCGUCCGUCCCAACUCUCCGGUGUCCAGUUUGAUGCUCUCGUGAAAGUUAGCAUGUCCCGCAUCAACUUGCUGCAACUUAUCAGAUCUCUUCGUCAGUCAACAUCCUUCGCUGGAGUUAACCUCGUUUCCGAGAACAACAUCUCAAGCAAAACCCCGUGGUUCCCUCGCCACGCCUCAGAUCUGGAUAACUGCAAUCAUCUCAUGACCAAAUAUGAACCUGAAUUGGAUAUGAACCAUCCUGGUUUCGCUGACAAGGACUACAGGGAACGCAGGAAGCAAAUCGCUGAGAUCGCUUUCGCGUAUAAAUACGGAGACCCAAUCCCAUCCAUCAGCUACAAGGAAACCGAAAACGCGACCUGGCAGCGAGUGUUCAACACUGUGUUGGACCUCAUGCCUAAACACGCCUGCAAGGAGUACAAAAUUGCUUUUGGCAAGCUCCAAGCGGCGAACAUCUUCGUGCCCCAGCACAUUCCUCAGCUCGAGGACGUGAGCAACUUCCUCCGCAAGCACACCGGCUUCACGCUCCGCCCCGCUGCGGGUCUGCUCACCGCCCGCGACUUCCUCGCCUCCCUGGCCUUCCGAGUCUUCCAGUCUACUCAAUACGUACGCCACGCCAACUCUCCCUUCCACACUCCUGAACCCGAUUGUAUCCACGAGCUCCUUGGACACAUCCCACUCUUGGCCGACCCCAGCUUCGCUCAAUUCUCUCAGGAGAUUGGACUUGCAUCUCUUGGCGCCUCGGACUCCGAAAUCGAAAAGCUCUCUACUGUGUACUGGUUCACCGUUGAAUUCGGACUGUGCAAGGAGAACCAACAGCUGAAGGCGUACGGUGCCGCUCUCUUGUCCUCAAUCGGCGAGCUACUGCACGCCCUCAGUGACAAGCCGGAACUGAGACCCUUCGAGCCCGCGUCCACCUCUGUGCAACCCUACCAGGACCAGGAAUACCAACCUAUCUAUUACGUAGCCGAAAGUUUCGAAGAUGCCAAAGACAAGUUCAGACGCUGGGUGUCGACCAUGUCGCGACCCUUCGAGGUGCGCUUCAACCCUCACACGGAGCGCGUCGAGGUGCUGGACUCCGUGGACAAGCUGGAGACGCUGAUCUGGCAGCUCAACACCGAGAUGCUGCACCUCACCAACGCCGUCAAGAAGCUCAAGGACACUCAAUUCGAGUAAACAGCCUACCCGUAGUACACUUCAAUGGUUCAUUGCACGCGGCCUCGCCGCAUACUGUAUAGCUAGUGAUAUAAUAGAUGUAAGACUGUUGUUGGCGUCUGUGGAGCGUAUGUGUGAGUGAUUGUGAAAACCAUCCGAUGGUACUUCGUUGAAUUCCUUUUUGUACCUUACUGUAUUAUUUAUUAUGCCAGCUUAUUGCCCGGGUCUCGAAAACUGCACGGAACUCCCGAUUGCCCAUUUACGGAGCCUGUGUGCGUUUCUCGAGACCUAUACUAUUAUUAGAAUUAAUUUAUAAUUUAAUGAAACACAAAUGAAUAAAAAAUGGAGCACCAAAAAUAUAUAAAAAUGAAUCAUAAAAUAAAUAUGCGUUUGCGUGGAA